Messenger RNA from Nakaseomyces glabratus, 774 nucleotides. It is a transcript of the gene PRE9, whose product is annotated as proteasome core particle subunit alpha 3. The record is from RefSeq and is a predicted model, not a curated record. Gene Ontology annotation, cellular component: nucleus; proteasome core complex; proteasome core complex, alpha-subunit complex. Gene Ontology annotation, biological process: ubiquitin-dependent protein catabolic process; proteasomal protein catabolic process. Lineage: Eukaryota; Fungi; Ascomycota; Saccharomycetes; Saccharomycetales; Saccharomycetaceae.
AUGGGUUCAAGAAGAUACGAUUCGAGAACUACGAUUUUUUCUCCAGAAGGUAGAUUGUACCAAGUUGAGUAUGCUUUGGAGUCUAUUUCGCAUGCAGGUACAGCAAUUGGUAUUAUGACUUCGGAAGGUAUAGUUUUAGCUGCUGAGCGGAAAGUUACGAGUACUUUGCUGGAACAGGAUACUUCCACGGAAAAACUAUAUAAGCUUAAUGACAGAACCACUGUUGCUGUAGCUGGUUUGACGGCAGAUGCUGAAAUACUGAUAAAUACUGCCAGAAUACAUGCACAAAACUACUUAAAGACGUACAAUGAGGAAAUCCCAGUAGAGAUGCUUGUGAGAAAGUUAAGUGAUAUUAAACAAGGUUACACUCAAUACGGUGGUUUGCGUCCAUAUGGUGUCUCUUUCAUUUACGCUGGCUAUGAUGAUAGAUAUGGUUACCAAUUGUACACAUCAAAUCCAUCUGGUAACUACACUGGCUGGAAGGCUAUCAGUGUAGGUGCCAACACAUCAGCUGCACAAACAUUGCUACAGAUGGACUACAAGGAUGAAAUGACUUUGGAUGACGCUGUAGAACUAGCAUUGAAGACCCUAUCAAAAACAACAGACAGCAGCUCACUUACAUAUGACAGAUUAGAGUUUGCAACUUUAAAGAAGAAGGGUGAAACAGAGGAAUUUGAGCAGAAGAUAUUUAAACCAGCUGAAAUAAAACAAUUACUAAUAAAAACUGGUAUUUCCAAAAAGAGUGAUGAAGACGAAGAUGUAGAAAUGUCAUAG